Molecule: messenger RNA, 3531 nt
Organism: Ophidiomyces ophidiicola
Lineage: Eukaryota; Fungi; Ascomycota; Eurotiomycetes; Onygenales; Onygenaceae
Gene: CDC25
Product: cell division cycle- protein
Exons: 4
Coding region: 1-3531 (1176 amino acids)
Biological process (GO): positive regulation of GTPase activity; Ras protein signal transduction
Cellular component (GO): plasma membrane
Molecular function (GO): protein binding; guanyl-nucleotide exchange factor activity
Source: RefSeq, a predicted model, not a curated record
AUGGAGCCGACGGCCACCACCACCACCACCACCACCACCACCACCACCACGGCCGCUGCUGAAGACGGCUACCACUCGCCCAUCGAAGCCCCGCCCGGCCUCUACGUCAAGGCCCUCUACGACUACACCUCCGACGACCGCACCAGCCUCAGCUUCCGCCAGGGCGACAUCAUCCAGGUGCUCAACCAGCUCGAGACCGGCUGGUGGGACGGCGUCAUCGCCGACGUGCGCGGCUGGUUCCCCAGCAACUACUGCGCCGUCGUCGCCGGCCCCGACGCCGCCUUCGCCGCCCGCCCCGCCGACGACGACCUCAGCGCCGGCUCUGCCACCGACGACGACUACGACGAUGCCCUCGACGAUGACCACCACCACCACCCUCAGGACCACGACGACAGCCUCGCCCUCCGCCCCGUCGAUGCCACCCCCGCCGCCCGGGCCUCGCGCGAGGAGGCCGCCUUCUGGAUCCCCCAGGCCACCGCCGACGGCCGUCUCUUCUACUACAACACCCUCACCGGCUACAGCACCAUGGAGCUGCCGCUCGAGACUCCCACCUCGCCCAACGAGGCCGGCCCGCGCAACCGCGCCAACAUCUACGUGCCCGACCACACCCGCGCGCCCCCCGACAUGACCGCCUUCGAGGGCGACUACGACGGCUCCGCCUCCGAGGCCGAGGGCGAGUCCCUCUUCUUCACCUCCAACGGCACCCUCGCCCGCCGCCGCCGCUCCGCCCUGUCCGACGGCGUGUCCCCUGCCACCUCGCUGGACUCGCUCGGUCGCUCGCCCGUGCUGAAGAUGCGCGACCACCCCCCGCCGCACUUCCGCACGCCCACCUACCCGCCGCAACAAUCCUCCCUGCCCGCCGCGAAUGCCCUCCCGCCGCCGGCUACGCCCACCGCGCUCACCGCCGCCGUCUCGACCUCCAUGUCCUCCUCCAUUCCUCGCUAUUUCCUCGACGACCCGACCUACGCCCCUCCCACCUGGGCCUCCUUGGUCGACAAUAUGCGCCAGGCCAUCGACGCAUACCGCCAGGCCAUGAUCGCCGGCGACCGCGCCCAGUUCGUCAACCGCGCGGAAGACAUCUCCGACCACCUACGCAUGCUCUUGGCCGCCGGGUCAGAUACCACCGACAACCACUCCGGCAACCCGUCCGUGAUAUCCACCAACAAGGCCCUGUACCCGCAUUUCCGAGACAUGAUGUCCAAGUUCUCCAAGCUCGUUCUGUCGUCCCAUAUCGCCGCCGCGGACUGGCCCGGCCCGGACUCCGCCAACAAGUGCCUCCACGAAGCGGAAGGAGUCCUGGCCGGCGUGUAUGGCUAUGUCAACGUCGCCAGGCAACAGAAGGGGGAGGAUAUCCGCCGGCUGGUGCCUGGCUUUGUCAGUGGGAGCGCGUCCGGCGGCCAUUGGCGGAACAACAAUCUCUGCGACAAGGAUCCCACCGCCUUCCUCGACCACGACUCCGCCCGCGAACAGCGCGCCGCGCCGCUGAUCAAGCUCGACUCCGCGCUGCUGGAGCGGAUUGACGAGCUCCGCAAGUCCGUCGUCGCAAGCUGUCGCCUGCUGGACAAGCAGCUGAAUCUGAAUGAGAAGGUCCUCACUGCCCACGCCCACACGGCGAUUUCAGACGCCAUCUGCGUCGCCGGCCUUCACAUCGUCGAAGGUUUCCGCCCGUGGAUGUCGCAUAUUGAAUCAAUCGACCUUUCUCACCUUGGCACCAGCUUUCAAAAUCCUCAAUUGGCUGAUUUCAGCCUGCAGAAGCAGCGCGCCUACGACGGCAUCGCCGAUCUGGUGCUGGCCUGCCAGGCCACGUCCGCGCCGCUGGCCGACGAGUGGGCAGAGCUUCGCGCGGACGCUUUGGACACCCGCCUGAACGACGUCAAGAUUGUCACCAAGCAGUUGGAGCAAUUUAUGUCCCAGAUUGGAUUUUCACUCACGCUGCUUUUGGAACAGUCGCCGCUGGACGCCCCCACCGAAGAUAUGAAGAAGAUGCGCCUGCGUUCGGACUCUCAAGUGAGGAAGCUUCCGCCAGAGUCGAUUGGUAUUCCGUCGUCGUACCCAAUUACUGGUGAAGACUUGAUGGAGAAGCCGCAGCGCACGCUUGAUAAAGCACAGCGGUUCUUUGGACAGCCGGUUCCCCGCGAGCCACCACUGCCCGCCCCCCACCGCGAUGUCGAAGAGACCCUCUGGUUCUUGAGACUUGAUUAUGAGGGAGAAGUCUUCUACGAUAUGAAAUCCGAGGUGCCGCAAGUCAAGUGUGGCACACUUGCUGGGCUCGUUGAGCAACUCACCCGCCAUGAUAAACUAGACCCUUCCUUCAAGGACACCUUCCUACUCACCUAUAGAUCCUUUUCCUCCGCGCCGGAGCUGUUCGAGAUGCUAGUGCACCGGUUCACACUGCAGCCGCCCGCGGGCUUGAACGCGUCGGAGCUCCAGCUCUGGACGGAGCAGAAACAGAACCCCAUUCGCAUCCGCGUCGUCAGUAUUCUCAAGAGCUGGCUCGAGACGUACUGGAUGGAACCCAACGACGACCCCAGCAUGCGGCUGCUGGGCCGCAUCCACGCCUUCGUCAAGGACAUCAUCGCCAACACCAAGACGCCCGGCACGUCGCAGCUCCUCAGCUUGCUGGAGCAGCGCAUGCGCGGGCUCGACACGUCGGCGAAACGCCUGGUGCCGACGCUCACCGCGCAGACGCCGGCGCCGAUCCUGCCCAAGCACAUGAAGAAGGUCAAGUUCCUGGACAUCGACCCGACCGAGUUCGCGCGCCAGCUGACCAUCAUCGAGUCGCGGCUGUACGCCAAAAUCAAGCCGACCGAGUGCCUGAACAAGACGUGGCAGAAGAAGCUCGGCCCCGACGAGCCCGACCCGGCGGUCAACGUGAAGGCGCUGAUUCUGCAUUCGAACCAGCUGACGAACUGGGUGGCCGAGAUGAUCCUGACGCAGUCGGACGUGAAGAAACGCGCGAUUGUGAUUAAGCAUUAUGUGAUGAUUGCGGACAAAUGCCGGGCGAUGAACAACUACUCGACGCUGACCUCGAUCAUCUCGGCGCUGGGCACGGCGCCGAUCCACCGGCUGAGCCGGACCUGGGCGCAGGUGAACCAGAAGACGUCGGCGACGCUGGAGACGAUGCGCAAGCUGAUGGCGAGCACGAAAAACUUCGGCGAGUACCGCGAGACGCUGUACCUGGCGACGCCGCCGUGCAUUCCAUUUUUCGGCGUGCACCUGACGGACCUGACGUUCAUCGAAGACGGGAUCCCGUCGCUGACGCCGUCGAACCUGAUCAACUUCCACAAGCGGGCGAAGACGGCCAAGGUGAUCCGCGACAUCCAGCAGUACCAGAACACGGCGUACCCGCUGCAGCCGGUGGCGGACCUGCAGGACUACGUGCUGAGCAACAUGCAGGUGGCGGGGGACGUGCACGAGAUGUACGAGCGCAGCCUGGAGGUCGAGCCGCGCGAGCGCGAGGACGAGAAGAUCGCGAGGUAUGGCCGCCUGUAUGACCCGUCGCUGUUUGCGCUGGCGCUGUCGGGGCAUUGA